AUGUCGGCUAUUCAGAUGUCAUUCUCUCUCCGCGUCUCUUCUGGCGUCAAGUCUGUUCAUCUUCUCGGUUCCUGGGACAACUACGUCGGUCAGCUCCCCCUUUCCAAGGACAAGACUUCCUCGAAGUCCGGCUCGUGGAAGGGCACGUUCCGCUUCCAGCCCACGACCCUUGAGGCCGGCCAGCGCUACUGGUACUACUACAUCAUCGACGGCUACCAUGUCUCGCACAACCCCAGCGAGAAGUCCACCCUUGAGCCCACCACUGGCCGGGAGCUGAACAUCCUCGAUGUGCCCAAGUCUUCCUCCAAGUCAUCUUCCUCUUCUUCCAAGAGCUCCUCGCGCCACUCUUCCAGCUCUUCCAAGUCCAGCAAGUCCAGCAAGUCCGGCUCUCGUCUCUCCGUCGAGAUCCCUAAGGGUCGUCCCCUGUCUGUCUCCCAGAUCAAGUCCCCCAGGCCGAUCUUACCCAACGCGACUCACAAGGUUGUCAACUUCGACGAGGACGAGCUCAGCAACCACUUCGCUGCCACUGGCAUCUACGAGGACGAUGAGGACAUCAUCACCGACUUCGGCUCUCCCGUCUCCAGCACUGGCUCCAGCCUGUCCUACCGCUCCGACAGCUCCAGUCCCAGCAGCCAGCUCUCCGGCUACAGCACUCCCGCCUCGGACUGCAGCUCGUGCACCUGCGAGCGCUACGGCAUCACCCGCAAAGGCGACCGCGUCCUCCUCGACUGCGGCGGCUCCCGCUGCGGCUACUCGGACUCGUGCUCCAGCUCCGAGGACGAGGAAGGCCACGUCCCCGGCAACUCCCGCCGCAACGGCAUCAUCGUCCGCCACUAG
Molecule: messenger RNA, 837 nt
Organism: Phialemonium atrogriseum
Lineage: Eukaryota; Fungi; Ascomycota; Sordariomycetes; Cephalothecales; Cephalothecaceae
Exons: 1
Coding region: 1-837 (278 amino acids)
Source: RefSeq, a predicted model, not a curated record